AGGCAAGUGACCACGAAGCUUGCCGGCAAGGACUCAGUCUGCUUUGCCUGCAAUGCUCUUGUCAAAAGAGGAGCGGCUAUCUGGCCGGUCACUGCGGCUCAGUUGCGACUUUCUCCGUCUUCUGAGAGUUCGACCCUAUUGAAGCAAAAGCACUCUGGUACUCUUGUAGACCACGGCCAGAAAGAGGAUGAGCAGGAGCAGUUUAUUUGCAGAGUUCCUUCACCUUCAGUAUCACUGCACGACGACAAGCUUUUUUGGCUGCAUUUGGCCUGUGCAGAGAGUCACCUGGUUGAACGAUGUGGCGUUUUUCGAAGUCGGAUAGAGAUGCGACCGCCCUCGUGUCCUCAUUUCGCAAAGCGCGGACGCUGCUUACACGGAGAAGCUUGCUUUCUGUCACAUGAGGAUAGAUGCAAUUCUAUUAGCCCGGGCAUCGAGACCAUAUCAAAAGCGGUAGGGAUGGAAAACUGCAAACGUAACGAGUCAUUCGGGGUCAGCACUGGACUGACCUUGAACCCAGAACUACAGGGAAAACGCAGUAUCUUAAGCGGUUUUCUGACUCACGAAUUCUUUAAAGACAAAGCGAAGCCACACCAGCCACAGUCGGGACAGGAGCACCAGUCGCAGGAAUAUGGGAGUGCAGGGAUGCGUCCUGCCAAUUUAGUCGCUGGCGGUGCUGCCCCAGGUUCACUCAUUGCAGCAAGAAUGGAGUCAUUUCAAAGCAGUAAUUCCACUUUCGUGUGCGAGCCUGUAAUGGCGAACCAAGAUGAACCACCACGACAGGCGAUGAUGUUCGGAAAGUCCGGUCGUGUGGGUGUGUUUCGUCGUUGGCUUCUAGAUCACGUUAUUCCGCAUGUGGAGACGAAGCGGCGACGGCGAGCGAACCACGACAGAUCUAUAACACAAAAAAGGGAAAGCAGCCCUGCUGCACUACCGAGUGGAAACGCGGACACGAGAACUUCACCCAGGAGUCAUGAUCCUCUGGCAGCACAGCUCCGCAGGCGAAACUUUUCACUUCUGGACGUCGCUGGAGGCAAGGGCGAGCUUAGUUUUGAGUUGUCGCAGCUAAAUGGGAUCGACUGCGUUCUUGCCGAUCCGAGGGCAAGUGAUGUAGCAAAAUACAGUGAAAAGCUCGCGCGAGGUGGCUACCACUGCAAUCCAAGUUUGCUGGACUAUGUUUCCGUGCCCAUAAUGGACGCACUGAACACGCACACCACGAUGACUGAGAAAGAUGAUGUGACGCGUCAUAUUGAUGGCGCUGACGCCCAAUCACCACGACCUACCUCGAGUUCUACACACUCAAAUGAAAGAUCACCAAAUCUCCACCUGCACCUCAGAGCCGAAAACUUAACCAGAAUCAACAAUACCAUGACGAUGGCGCUCUCAAAUAGAAACGACAACGAUAUCUCGACCAGCACAAAAAGGGAUGAGAUUUUUCUUCCGGGCAGGCUGCAACAUGCGAAACUGUACUUCGAUCACCCUCUCUUGCAGAAGUUCUUAUUUGAGCCGGAUCGCAGUUCUCGUAGAAAGUUUCUGGUCAGCGCAAAACGGCGGGUGGAAGAGGAUGUCCUGAUAGGCGAAUCGACAAAGGUACAGCAGUACAAGAAGCUGCGCGGAGGGCGUCUUGUGAAGGUAGUCAACAAGGACGACGCCGUGGUUCCGGCUGAUGAAGAUCAGCAUCAACGUGGAGUAGCUGGACGGCAUAGAAAUGAUGAACAUGACAGUACUCCUACGCGAGUUCCUGGAAGCGCGCCUGUUAAACACCAUGGUGCACAGAGUAACAGCGGUGUCUUGCGCUUGGUUUUAAGCAGUCCUCAUAUCGAUCAGCACAUGACUCAGCGGGGCUCGUUGAGAAAAGACGAAGGCGUGGCCGAGGAUGCAGCGUCGACAGCCUCCACUGCUACGUCAGCGCGAUCACGAUCUAGAUCAAGAGGAGAGCACAUCGCACCAGCAGCCCUGUCGCGAUCAGCCUCUCGCUCAUCAUCUUCCUCCUCGCCUCGACACCAUAAAAUCGAUGUUGAGAGCAGUGCACCAGCUGCAGCUGCAAAUCCACAUCUUUCUAAACAUAUAAAGUAUACCGAGGAAUAUGUUGAAGGAGCUCAAGUAGAACAGUACCAAACGCGCGACGAAUCUGAUUUGCUACUCGAAGCCUUUCAAAAUUUCGAUUUGGUCAUCGGGAUGCAUGUUGAUGGUGCGGCGGAAGCGAUGAUAGACUAUGCUCUUGCAGCAAACAAGGCCUUCGCGCUCGUUCCCUGUUGUACCUGCUCAAAGCUCUUCCCCAAUAGGCGGCAUCCCCGCACUGGGAAAUUGAUCAAAAGCUAUGUCGAUUUAAUUGAGUACCUUCUUGCGAAGAAUGACGAAAUUCGCGUUUCAUGCAUCGACUUUGAAGGGAAGAAUCUUGUCUUGUGGAAGCUCUGACUAAAAAGUGUACAACACAACACGGUCUUCAGGAAGAGACCACCUCCAAG
Molecule: messenger RNA, 2465 nt
Organism: Amoebophrya sp. A25
Lineage: Eukaryota; Dinophyceae; Syndiniales; Amoebophryaceae
Source: the annotation of a GenBank genome assembly